Molecule: messenger RNA, 1002 nt
Organism: Ceraceosorus guamensis
Lineage: Eukaryota; Fungi; Basidiomycota; Exobasidiomycetes; Ceraceosorales; Ceraceosoraceae
Exons: 3
Coding region: 1-1002 (333 amino acids)
Source: RefSeq, a predicted model, not a curated record
AUGGAGGUUUGGGAAAUGGUGGCUGUGGGGGUAAAGCCGAUGGAGGGAAAUGAUUUGGAGAGCUCUGCCUUGUUGCUGGUUCAGGCAACUCCCCAACUAGUACUUGUACUAGACCAAGCAAAAGCGGGAAAUCACCCUGCUUUGCAAGGUAUCCCUUUGGAGCAGGGUUACUGGAUCUGCGAGCCGGAGAAAAUUGGUUGGCACCUUUUGCACGACAAUGGACUCUUGCUCGCAAUCCAAAUGGAGACCCUUGGCUCGCAAGAUGCCGCCUUUGCAAAUGACUGUUGCAGGCGUGUUGUGGCAACUUCUAUUCAAUCCCGCAAGGAGAUUGAGCACCACGGCACAAGGGUCUUUCAUGGGAAUGCGGUUGGGAUUGGCUACCGCAAGGAAAAGGCGGGAAAUGUGGGCCUCUACCGGAAUUGGAGGAAAAAGAUGUCGGUGGAGGAGCAGGAUGAGCAAGUGGUGAGGGAGGACGCAUUGCUGGACUACACGGCAGGACUCUUGGCAGGGGUCAUGCCGGGUCUCCAUAAAGAGCACGUGAAGAGUGCGAGGGAUGCUGGCCUGCCUCUGUACAGGUAUAGGGGGUAUGCGGUGCAGGGAGCGGCCUGCGCUGGAUACGUUUCAGGACACCACACGGACCCUCAAGAUCCCGAUUUCACUGUUGGAAUUGACCUCACAAUGGACAAAGAUUGGGGGAAGCUACCUCCUGGCGCCCACAACUUUGCCAUUGCUCCUUUUGGGCUGGUUAUGAGGAAUGGGCCCGGUGUAUUUAUGGUUUGGAGGGGUGGUGUGCCGCAUGGAACGACGGUCCCGGGGGAUUUCUCACAGUUCGAAAAGGUCACGGAAUUGGCGCACACCUUUGGUUGCGCCAUGUAUAUGAAGCCUCCUGCCCUUAGUCGCGGUUUCAAGCAGUCCAAAGCCCUCAAGACGCUAUCUAAAGAUUCCAACCUCCCCAAUACCUUUGAUGUAAAUCACCCCCUUCCUUGGUUUCCCGAAUCGUGA